AACUGACAUAAACAAUAAUGAAAACCAUACUGAAGCAAUUUUACAUUUUGAUUGUUUUAUUAAGUAUCAAUGAAGUAACCUUAGGAAAUGAAGAGAAUAUAUACGGUGAACAAUUGAAAAGACCACAAUGUCAUCUCCUAUGCGGAAUUUGUAGACGUAUAGGAAGAUUGAUAAAAACGUUCAUUGAACAUGAACCAUUCCUCCCAUUAACCUCAAAAAUAAUAUCUCAGAUAUGCAAAUUAAUUCCUGAAGAACAGUGGAGAGAUGAAUGUCUAGACAUUACAAAUUAUUUACCGAGGACAAUUCAUCAAUUGGCUCAUCAUAUGAAUGUUACCUUAGAAUGUUCUAAACUAGGUUUCUGUCACCAUAAACACACAAUGUUAUCAGAUUCUGAAAUUUCAUCAUGUAUUAAUGAGCAUAUAAAUUAUGGCUUGUCUUUAGCCAAAUCACCAGAAUAUGAAGAGAUAAUCAUAAAGAAUAUGUGUAAACAUCAUGCAGCUGAUAAACACAAAAUUUACAUAUUGAAUUAUGAAAUUUUAACCUCUUUAAUAAAUAAUACAAUAAAAUAAUAAUAAUAAUUGAAA
Molecule: messenger RNA, 584 nt
Organism: Schistosoma haematobium
Lineage: Eukaryota; Metazoa; Platyhelminthes; Trematoda; Strigeidida; Schistosomatidae
Exons: 8
Coding region: 18-569 (183 amino acids)
Source: RefSeq, a predicted model, not a curated record